AWUUCAAACUUUGCAAUGAAAAAUUUUAAUAAAAAACUGUGGCGGCUGCUGCUGCCGCUGCUGCUGCUUGGCCUGAGUCAGGUGAGCGGCCAGUUCGAGAAUUACCUGGACAGCCUGCGAGCCCAGGAGCUAUACGAAUACGUCGAGGGCAGUGGAAGCAUACAAUACUUGGCCAAGGGCAACAGCGAACAGGCGAUGCUCCAAUUGGAGCAACCCAUUAGCUUCUAUAGCGAGAAAUAUGAACAGAUCUAUAUCAACACGAAUGGCAUUUUGACAUUCAACGUGGAGUUCACGGAGUACUUGAAUCAGCCCUUCCCACUCGAGUAUCCCUCGGUAGCGGCCUUCUACUCGAACGUCGACACGAGCAACAGCAACGACGACAGCUCCAUUUCGCUCUUCGAGUCGAAGGAUCCUCAGCAGCUGAAUCGCGCUCAGCAGCUGGUGCGCUAUGCCUACAGCGAUUGGACGGAGUUCGAGGCACGCCAGCUGAUUGUCGGCACGUGGCGCAAUGUGGGCUACUUCAACUCGAAGACGGACAGACUGAACACCUUUCAGGUGGUCCUGAUUGUCGGCGACUCGCAGACCUUUGUGCAGUUCAUCUACCCGCAGGGCGGACUCAACUGGCUGCAGGGCGAGGCCGGAGAGUACGGCUUGCCCGACAUUCGCGCCCAGGCGGGCUUCGUGGCCGAGGAUGGACGCUACUACAAUCUGAAUGGUUCCGGAUCGGAGAACGCUCGUUUCCUCAGCGACAGCACCAACUUGGGCGUGGCUGGCGUCUGGCUGUACCAGGUGGCGCCCCUGACGGGCAGCGAGAACGUGGUGGCGCCCAACAACGUGGAGACGCGCACCGAGUCGCCGGCCCUCGCUCAGAGCUGCAACGGCAAUGGACAUCAGUGCGACAGCCAUGCCCAGUGCUACGACAAGUCCGAGGGCUACUGCUGCGUGUGCGAGUCGGGCUACUAUGGCAAUGGACGGUCGUGCCUGGCCAACGAUCUGCCGAUGCGCGUGACUGGCUCGCUGUCCGGCCAGCUGAAUGGCCAGGCGGUGAGCGAGGAGGCCAAGCUGCAGUCGUACGUGGUGACCACGGAUGCGCGCAUCUACACGACCAUCAAUCCGGUGAGCGGGGAGCAGGCGGCGCAGCUGCGUGUGGUGCUGCCGCUGCUGACCACCGUGGGCUGGCUGUUCGCCAAGUCGAUCAAUGGGGCGGCGAAUGGCUACCAGCUGACCGGGGGCAACUACCAGCACAUCUCGCGCGUUCAGUACGAGACGGGCGAGACGCUGCUGGUGAAUCAGACGUUCGAGGGCUUGAACUACUGGGAUCAGCUGACGGUGAAGAUCGAGCUGACGGGCUCCGUGCCACGCGUGCCAGCCGGCGCUGCACUGCAUCUGCCCGACUACACAGACGAGUACAGGUUUGUGCGUCCCGGCGAGCUGCACUCGCUGCAAUCGCAUCAGCUGGAGUUGGCCGAGAAACAGCGUGUGAUUGGCUUCCAGGUGGACCAGCGCAUACUCUACCAGAGUUGCCUGCGCGACGACGACGUCGAUCCCACGGAUCACAGUGUCCUGCAGAAGGUGUCCAAGAUCACGCUCGACUACUUCGAGCGCGACCAGGCCCUGCGCACCAGCGCCCUGACCAAGAUCGGCGUCGAUGCCGAGUCGAAUGCCUGCACCGACGGCAGCGUCCAGUGCGGCGAGAAUGCCAUCUGUGUGCCCUACGAGGACACCUAUCGCUGCGACUGCCAGCACGGCUACUCCGCCCAGGUGGACGAGCGCGGCGGCGAGAGCUGCAUCGAUGUGGAUGAGUGCGCCCUGGGCACCCAUGUCUGCGACGAGAACGCCCUCUGCUCCAACAAUGAGGGCGGCUUCACCUGCGUCUGCUACGAUGGCUACGAGGGCAACGGCUAUCGCUGUCUGCGCAACAAUACGGCCGAGAAUAUUGAGUACCCCACGCCAUCGCCAGUCGACGGCCAGCAGGGCUAUCCGACGGAGCAGGACCAGCAGCCACGCCCAGAGCAGCCGGACGAGCAUGUCGACUAUCAACCCAAUCAAGGCAAUGGACAACAUCCGGAUGAGUGCUACAGCUGUUCGCCGGAUGCGGACUGCUACGAGGGACGUUGCAGCUGCCGUGAAGGCUUCUCGGGCGAUGGCUAUAGCUGUGCGUACAUCUGCGGCCAUGACGAGGUGUUCGAGCAUGGACGCUGUGUGCCCCUACUGCUGGACGAUCAUGAGGUGGAGCCGCGCUGCAAUAUUCUAGGCGACUGCACCUGCCCGGAGGGCUACGAGCUGAGCGAGGAGCGCCGCAGCUGCCGCUUCACCGGCGGCUAUGAGGUGGACAAUAGCGAGGAUCUGCUGCCGUGCGACGUGGACUCCAACUGCCAUGUGAAUGCCCGCUGCGUCUGGUGGGAGCAGCAGCUGCGUCACAUCUGCACCUGCAAUGCCGGCUUCAGCGGCGAUGGCUACAACUGCGAUCCCAUCGAGGACUCCUGCGCGAUUAGACCCGGCAUCUGUGAUGUCCACGCCAACUGCGACUACAACGAGCAGCUGGGCAAGUCGGAGUGCGUCUGCCAGCGUGGCUACCAGGGCGACGGCCACAACUGCCAGCUGGCCCCCGAGUGCCAGGCGGCGGAGCAGUGCGGCGAGAACGCCUACUGCGACGGCGGUGUCUGUCAGUGCAACGCCGGCUACGAGCGGGACGUGAGCGAUCGCUGUGUGCCCGCGGGUCGCUGCGGCUCAGUCUAUUGCGGAUCCAAUGCCAUUUGCAAGUGGGAUACGGCACAGAGUGUUCAGUACUGCGACUGCAUCGAUGGCUACCAGGGCGACGCGCUGACCGGCUGUGUGAGCAUACCCAUACCCUGUAAUGUGCGCAACAAUUGCGGCAUACACGCCACCUGCGAGCCCACCGAGGAUCCGGCCAACUAUACGUGCCAGUGCAAUGCCGGCUAUCGCGGCGACGGCUACGUCUGCAUCGAGGAGCAGAACUGCCUCAGCAAUCCCACCAUGUGCGAUAUGAACGCCAAGUGCCAUUCGACGAACUCGGGUCUGGUCUGCGUCUGCAAUCCAGGCUUCUAUGGCAAUGGCUCCGCUUGCUUCGAGCGCCAACAGCACGACUCCAACUUCCUGAUUGUCAGCCAGGGCGUGGUGCUGGUGCGUGUGCCCCUGAAUGGCCGUAACGUGAUGCCCAUCAAGGUGGCCUCGAUGGCCAUUGGCCUGGACAAGGACUGUGUGGAGGGACGCAUUUACUGGGGCGAUAUAUCGGCCCGAAAGAUCAUCAGCUCCAAGUACGACGGCACCGAUGAGCGUGUCUUCAUCAGCACAGACAUUGAAUCUCCGGAGGGCAUUGCCAUUGAUGUCAUCUCGCGUCGCCUGUACUGGACGGAUUCGGAGAAGGACACCAUUGAGGUGGCCAGCCUGGACGAUCCCACGCUGCGCACUGUCAUCAUCAACAAGGAUCUGGUGAAUCCACGUGGCAUUGCUGUGGAUCCCUACAGAGAGAAACUCUACUGGUCCGACUGGGAUCGCUCGAACCCCAAGAUAGAGUACUCCGACUUGGAUGGCACUGGCCGGGAGCUGCUGCUGGGCGCCAACGAUGUCAAGCUGCCCAAUUCGCUGGUGGUCGUGGAGCACAGCGGUGAGUUGUGCUAUGCGGAUGCGGGCACCAGGAAAGUGGAGUGCAUCAAUGCGCAGAGCCGUCAAACGCGCACCAUAUCCCAGGAGCUGUCCUAUCCAUUCGGCUUGACCUUUACGCACGAUCAAUUCUACUGGACCGACUGGACAACCAAGAAGCUGGAGAGCGUGGAUAGCGCGGGCGUGCGCCAGAAGCCCAUACAGACGUCCUUCUUUGGCAGCCACAAGCUGUACGGCAUGACCGCCGUGGAGCAGAACUGUCCGCAAUACUCCAGCCAGUGCCAGAUCAACAACGGCGGCUGCACCGAUUCACGGAUCUGCCUGGUCAACCGCAAGGCACCCUCCGGCAAGAGCUGCAAGUGCACCAGCGCCUCUACCGGCUGCACCGUGGCCUCGCCCUACGACUAUGUAGUGCCCCGCAAUUGAAGACCAACGAAGGGUCUACAAUUUAAUUAGUUAAAAA
Molecule: messenger RNA, 4087 nt
Organism: Drosophila arizonae
Lineage: Eukaryota; Metazoa; Arthropoda; Insecta; Diptera; Drosophilidae
Gene: Ndg
Product: Nidogen
Biological process (GO): cell-matrix adhesion; canonical Wnt signaling pathway
Cellular component (GO): plasma membrane
Molecular function (GO): Wnt-protein binding; calcium ion binding; Wnt receptor activity
Source: RefSeq, a predicted model, not a curated record